UUUGACGUAAACGAAAUAUCAAAACACAAGUAUAUACUCUAUUUUUUGUUGACAUUUUGACAAACAAACAUAAAAAAUGACGUCUGAAAGUUCAAGUAAUCCGUUUGAUAUCAACGGACAAAAUUUUAAUGCCGAUGUCUACCUGCAAAAAUUAUUGAAGGAUUAUAAUCUCAAGCAAAUAAUGGAUCACGAAGCUGAGUUGGUCCACGACACGCAAACCUUACACUCUGACAUGCAAACGCUUGUCUAUGAAAAUUACAAUAAGUUUAUAUCAGCAACAGACACUGUCAGAAAGAUGAAAGAUGAUUUCAAUCAAAUGGAAGAUUCGAUGGAUAUGUUGGCCAAGAACAUGGACAGCAUUACCUCCUCUUCAGAACAAAUAUCAAACACCUUACAAGGUACUCGUCAUCAAAUUAUCAGACUAUCCUCUGCUCAUUCACUUCUGAAGAAGUUACAAUUUUUGUUCAAACUACCAACAAAUUUGAAAGAUAAAAUCACUGAAGAAAACUACAGCCAAGCUGUACAAGACUACAUUCAUGCUCAGAGAGUAUUGAACCAGUAUGGCAACAUGCCAUCUUUUCAAGGAAUUCAAAAAGACUGCGAAGAAAUCGUUGAAGAAUUAAAAGCUAAGCUUCGCACUCAGUUUCACAAAAGAAACGCCUCAACCAAAUCAUUGGCAGAGAGUGUUGAUUUGUUGCUUCAAUUAAAAGAACCUGCUGACGUUUUAUGCGCUGAUUUUCUCAAUCAAGCGGAUGAAAGAUUAGCGGAGCAGCUUGACAAUUUGAAAGACAUGUGUGAAAAUGACAUUAUUGAAUUCGUAGAUAUGGGCAGUUCUGGUUUUCUGAGUGACUUGUGCCUGAUCGUUGCCUCUUACAAAGAUAUGUUUAUCAAUCUUCAGCCCCUGGAUACCAAUGAGUUUAGCGAUGAUUUUGACACCAAGGCCGUAUCCCGACUCAAUAGUUUUAUUAUGAACAAUAUGAAAAAGUACUUUGAAUUGAUCAACAAGAGAGUUGAAAAUGUUGCUGAUACCGCAGUUCUAGUCAGAGCAUUGGACAGAUUUUACAAAAGACUGCAAGCCAUGAAUGCACUUUGCGAGGACACAGACUUUGCCAACAAAAAUGUACAAUUUUACAGAACCGGAACGGAAAUCGUUAUAAGCGCGGGCCGAAAACAGUGUCGAAAUCACUUGUCAGCGCUAAAGCAACAUUUAAGCGAAACUCUAGUUAAGGUCAGACAAACCCUAGCAUCAAAAAUCUCAUCUGAAGGCAACGGUGGCCUGCCAGAGCUUCAAGCUAUGUUAGUCAUGCCGACCAUUGAAAAAGUCAAGGGGGUCUUGCAAGAUUUGAUGGCAUUCCUGCAACCAGAACUCUCGUUCGUUCUGAAGCCACAGUUCUUGCAACGUUUUUGCGUCGACGAAGUCAGAGAAGGUCUGGUCGUUGGUUUUCUCCACCAUCUGACGGCAACAACCAAUGGAUUCAGCACGGGACUGGACGCGCCAAAAUUCCCACCUUCGUUGCUUUUGCUCCUGAGCCGCAUGUGCCUCGAAUUCAAGGACAACAACGUUGCCUACCUCAUAUCAUCAACGGACGACCUGUUCAACACCGAGGAGCACGUGAUGCAGAAAAACGACCUAACACCUGUCGCGGAGAUCUGCGACAACUUCCAAAAAGCUGCGCAAGAGUUGCUCAACCAUUUCGUGAGACUCCAAGGUCUCACGGUUUCACAAAUGCUCAGAAAAUCCGUGGAGACGCGCGACUGGCUGCACACCAUCGAGCCCCGUACCGUCCGUGCCGUUAUGAAACGCGUCGUCGAGGACAUAACGGCUAUUGAGACCCAGGUCACGGCGCUCUAUGACGACACUGACGGGCAAGUCGAUCGCAGCAGCGACAGCAGCAGAAAGACUCACAGCGUGUCGAGGCACCAGUAUCGCUCGAAUUGGUCCUCUUACACCCCGAGUCACCUCGACUCUUCGUUCGUCUCGAACAUACACAAACUAUUUUCCGAGAGAAUCGAGAUCUUUUCAUCCGUGCAAUUCAACAAGGCAUCCAUUCUAACGGGAAUCAUCAAAAUCAGUCUCAAGACAUUCCUGGAAUGCGUGAGGCUGAGGACCUUCAGCAAGUACGGCCUCCAGCAGAUCCAAGUCGACACGCACUACCUACAGCUGUACCUGUGGCGGUUCGUCAGUGAUGAAAAUCUGGUGCAUUUUCUACUGGACGAGAUCCUGGGCAGUGCGGUCCACCGCUGCUUGGAGCCCGUACUGAUGGAACCGAGCGUCGUCGACAUCAUCUGCGAGAGGAAUUAAUUAAAACACCCACAUCCUCUCGACGCCUGUACCGCCACUGCAGUUUCGCUGCUUUGAAUUUACAAUUGGAUAAUAAUAUCCAUUCACGCUACCAAGGGGCCAUUUACAACACUCAAAAAAAUGAUAAUAGCUAUACUCUCAGCCAUCGUCAUCGUCAUCAUGUCACACAAUUUUACCCUGCAUCCAUUAUAUUGUACACUCCACAGGAGAUAGAGAGAGAGAGAGAGAGAUGGACCGACUAACGAUACCUCGUUUUGUAUUAUAUAGAGAUGGGGCUUUUAUUGCGAGUGGCGAUGAAUUGAGAGAGGAGCGGAUGUAAUUGUGAUUUGUAAAUACAUGCCGUAUUAAUGACGCGCGCUCGCCGCACAGAUUGGAUUUAUAUUCCGUUAUUAAUUUUGACGAACGGCUCUUGAGACUCAAUUUACGAGAGCUCGUUUGUUCGUUACUCAGGCGUGUGCGUGUGUGUGUGUGUGUUUUUAAAUUAAUUUUUUUUCUCUUCGCGUCGUGGUUUCCAUUGUAGCCACUUCUGUAUUACGAGAAUUGUACAUAUGCGGGAUUUAAUUGUUAUUCUAGUAAAGUAUGGUCCAGUGAUCUGCUGAUCAUCUUUUAGUCCAAACACAUUCCAAAAGGCCAUCAGCCGAUGAAUUUCCCGAGUAUCGCAAAAUGUAUA
Molecule: messenger RNA, 2972 nt
Organism: Copidosoma floridanum
Lineage: Eukaryota; Metazoa; Arthropoda; Insecta; Hymenoptera; Encyrtidae
Gene: Vps51
Product: vacuolar protein sorting 51
Biological process (GO): endocytic recycling; retrograde transport, endosome to Golgi; Golgi organization
Cellular component (GO): GARP complex; membrane; EARP complex
Source: RefSeq, a predicted model, not a curated record